AUGCGGGACAGCAUCAGCAGUUUCUGUGUUUCGCCGAUUGACGAAUCAAACAACUCACUUCCCCGUACACAGAAGACAACACUGGAUUAUUUUGGCGAUUUCCCAGUAAGCGCAAUCAAUGUCGAGGAUCCCCCAUCUCCGCCUGGGCGGACAAAGAAGAAAGUCGUUGCAUUUGCAGUGGGAACGCCUGAAGAAAUCCCAACUCUGCAGAUAGACUAUUCUCCCGCAGAGUCUCCCGCAUAUGAGGAACCGCCUUUUAUUCAACCAGUCCAGCAUGCGGGUCCCGAGGCUCCCAUGUUUAGGGAGCCGCAUUAUGGGAAAUCAGAGCACCCCAGACCAAAAAUCAGCCAAAGGCAGAAACAGCAUCAAGCACCCCAUGAACAACCAAGUAAAGAGCGACAGCAUCAUUGGCAUCCAACGCACUGGGAUGCCUUCUCUGGGGAGCCUACGUUAGGAAAAGUUGGAAAGACUGGUGAAGUAGAUCCGCAGCAGACUACUUUCCACAAGUCUGCAGCCUCUGCAUCAGGCUUUUUAAACUGGGGCCGUGAGCAACUCCAAGCCAAAACGAAGAUCGCCCAAGCACAGGCUCGCAGCCGCAUGGCUGGCUUCUCCAAACCCGAGUCUCCUCAGCUCAAUCAGCUCAAAGAUACAGAACCGUGGCUGAGAGACGCCAAAGCUAGACGAGGCUCAUCACCCCGUAUACACGAGAAAGAGAAGCAGGAGAAGCAUCUCAAGCAUCCCAGUAACGAACACAGGCGACGAUCCUCUCAUACCGAGUUUAUGCCUACUACAGUGACAACGAUCACUGCUGGUGGCGGCCCAAAGACGUUACCGCAUAGGCCACCUCCAUCAAAGCAAUAUCACCAACGGCCUCGACGAGAACAACGAGAUUUCAAACCAUCGCCAAGGCUUGAUACAUCGAUUGACACAGAGCCCUUUAGCGAUUCUGGCGUACAGUUUGGUGGUGCCACAAUCAAGCCUAAACCUGGCAGUCCUGCUCCCAGUCCCCAUGGAAGCCCGAGCGAUAGCCCUGGAGAUAGUCCGAAUGCCCGAGAAAGUCCUCCAGCAAUUAUCCUCAACAAGCCACAGGAUGAUCCCCAGGAUAGCUUGAACAGUGAACCUAAAGCUGCAGGAGACAUUUCUUCUAUCAUGUCUCGACAUCGCCCGACUCCCAACGGAAUGCCGAUAUCAAAGAAGCCAGUUCGAAAGCCAACGCCAGCAGAGACUGCGCAGGACUCAGAUACAGUCAAACAGCCCCCCGCGAGUGAUCCCCAAGAUCCUCUUAGUCGCGUCCAGGCCAUGGAGAGCAAACGAGAUGAGCUCGGACGACGCCGAAUCAAUCUGCAAACGGUGAUUUCCGAGUUGACUCGUGUCAUUCAACCCACUUCUAUUGCCUACGACCUUGCUGCCAAGCAAGAAGUGAAAAGAACUGUUCUGAGCAUGGAAAAUGAGAUUGCAGAGAUCAAGAGAGAGGAGCAUGACCUUGGGUUAAAGAUCACUCGAGCAUGGAGGCGACUUGAUGAGAAUAGCAACGGAGACGGUAGUAAUCUAUGGAUCAAGCGCGUAACAAGUUAA
Penicillium angulare is the source of this 1575-nucleotide messenger RNA. RefSeq lists its product as uncharacterized. Lineage: Eukaryota; Fungi; Ascomycota; Eurotiomycetes; Eurotiales; Aspergillaceae. The transcript has a single exon. The record is from RefSeq and is a predicted model, not a curated record. The coding region runs from base 1 to 1575 and encodes 524 amino acids.